Molecule: messenger RNA, 858 nt
Organism: Papilio polytes (common Mormon)
Lineage: Eukaryota; Metazoa; Arthropoda; Insecta; Lepidoptera; Papilionidae
Gene: CCDC151
Product: plectin-like
Exons: 6
Coding region: 1-858 (285 amino acids)
Biological process (GO): outer dynein arm assembly; cilium movement
Cellular component (GO): cilium
Source: RefSeq, a predicted model, not a curated record
AUGGCUACUUGCUAUCAGAAACAUCCAUUCGAAAUCGAAACAGCCGAUCGUUUAACAACAAUAAACACUAAAAUAUUCGAAAUAAAAAAGAAAAUACAACUUUCAGAAGGCCAAAGGAAAUCCCAUUACGAAGAGAAUGAAUCAGAGAAGAAACAGAACAUUGAUUUGAUUGAUACAUUAAAGAAGGAAAUAAAAUUAAGAACAGAUGAACUCAUACAGGCUCGUGCGGUGAUCGGAGACGAGGAAGCACAGGUUAAGAAGUAUCUCAACGCCAUCUGUUCGGUUAAUAAUAAAACUGCUGAUCAGAUAAUACACAAUGUGGAUUUAAAAGUGAUUGAACAGAGAAAGAUGUUGGAUCUUUUGAAGUAUGAGAAAAGGAGUAAAAAGAACAAACUCAAUGAUCUGGAGAAAGAAUACGAAAUAUUACUAAUCGAGAGCACUAAAAGUGAUAUCGUCAAAUCUAAAUUAACUACCAAAGCUAAAAAGCACGUAUCUCAUUUAGAAAAUGAAAUACAUAAGGUGCUUGUCCAAUGGACGGAAGCUGAAUUAGUUAAGAAGAAGUAUUCCUCCAUCAGACAAGCUCUCAUCGAGGACUCGGUGAAGUUUGAAAGCUCCCUCGGCCAUAUAGAAGAACUGCUGAAAAAGCAACAGGAAGAAAUUAAAAAGAUUGAAUGUGUGAGAGCGGAGGCGUCAGAGACGCGUGUCCGGGCAGCGGCUGCGGCCGCAGAAGAAGCUGCGCGUGCGCAUGCCGCGGAGCACGGCCGUGCUGCAGAACGAGCGUACUUCGCACACCGUUUCCAAGAGCGACGACAAGAGCUGGAGAAGCUAGAAAAGAGGAUAUUUCCACCUCCUGGUUAG